AUGCUCAUUUUAGUUCUAUUUUCACACCUUCUCUUAUUCUCCGAGGCCUCGGCGGCAGGUCCGCUGAGGCGAGGAGAGAGAUUGAGACACCGUGGUGCGCAGGGGGGCUUGAAGGUUUAUAGGUCGGCGAAUACUACGGGCAUUCCUACCGCGACGACUACGUCCUUGCCGAGUGAAAUCCAACCAUCGUCAGUUGUCUCCACUUCGAGCGCGAGUUUUACUUCAGGCCCGGCUGGAUCUAAUUCUUCCGCUCCGAUAAUCCCGUCGCCCACGGGCAAUCCUGCUACCAUUCCUACCUUUAACUUCUUCCCAUCUUCCACAGUUCCUGUUGGCCCUCCCCCUGCGUCUACUGCAGACUUGGUUGCCUCAAGCUCGACCGCGGUCGCCAUCCCGUCAAACUCAACUGCAAGCUCAUUUGCAGCAUCUGCAGGACUAUCUCUAUCUACGUCCUUGUCUCUUCCUCUUGCGUCAGAAUCUUCAGUUGUAUCUCUUACCGAGUCUCAAUCAACCUCGACAGCCCAGAGUCAAAUCUCGCAGUCCACACAAUCAACGCAGUCCACGCAGAGUAGCUCCGCGGUUUUGGUGUCUUCCACUUCCAUAAACUCGAGCGCUAGCACCACCCUUCCUUUAGCGACAAGCUCUGAAAGUGCUAGUAGUCUAAAAAGUCUAACCGCGUCGGCUACUGCCACAUCCACUCCGCUUACAACUGCUUCAUUUGAGUCAGUUGUGAAAUCAUCUUAUGUAUCUCAUCCAGUAACGCCGACAGGGACACUAAAUCCUCAGGUUCCCACCAUCAUUAGUUCCAUCCCUCCUUCUUCAACGACAGUUUCGCCCGAAGUUCUUGCUAGUAACCUGGCCGAUGCAAAGAGUUAUAAUCAGGUCUUCUCAGGUUUGACUGAGAAUUCUGCUUGCGCUUCUGGGCAGGUGGCCUGUGUCCACGGGAAUAUCGCCAUGUGCUCUAGUGCCGGCGCAUUCGAGAUUACUCCCUGUGCCGACACUUUGACCUGUUAUGCCUUGCCUAUGACGACUGUCAGGGGCGUUCAGAUUGGUUGCUGGAAUGAUGCGACCGCUCGUAACGCUUUGGGUGGUGCUGUGCCCCCUGCAGAAAGCGCAAGUUCUUCUGCCUCACCUACGGAAACCGAAACGUUUGACGGGUCCUCGGUCAUUGUGACGUUCACACCAACAGCCACCCAGACAGUUAGGACCACCAUCAGUCAAGACGUAUCCACACAAUCCUCUCCAGCAGCCAGCUCUCCAGUUCCAGCUCAACCUUCGGAGAAAACAGUAACAGUCACUUACAUACCGACUACUUUUAGCACUGCGACGCGACCUUCGAGCUCGCCCUUACCUCCCAGUAUAGUCACAGUUUCUGUGACAGUAACAGCCCCCAACCCAGCUCCCACGACUGCAACACCAGUUGAGACCACGCCCACCGACUCUGGCCUUCAUGUAAUCCCAAUUGAGACAGAUGCAUUCGAUUUCCCGGGUCUUCGAGGUGAUGGUGGGAACGACCCUAAAGAUGUCCCAUUUUUUACGAAGCCGAAUAACUUCGUUGCUAGUUCGGCGACUCCAGUUACCGUCACUGUCACUGUAACCGAGAAAGAGACAGUGACGGAGACGAUCGUCGUUCCCACACAAGGCUGA
Molecule: messenger RNA, 1644 nt
Organism: Daldinia caldariorum
Lineage: Eukaryota; Fungi; Ascomycota; Sordariomycetes; Xylariales; Hypoxylaceae
Exons: 2
Coding region: 1-1644 (547 amino acids)
Source: RefSeq, a predicted model, not a curated record